AUGUGCACCAAUGGGAUCUUUGGGUGGAGCAACAUAUGGCUUGGUGAUCGAAAGGCUCUUUGGGUUGGUCACAAGUUGUCGGCUAUUUGCGGUGUUUUUCAUAUGGCGAGCCUAGACAUCGAUAGACUGCAAGGAUCGUUCGACUAUGAGGGUCCGUCUAUUUUUUAUGAUGAGGACCAUGUGGCUGAGGAGCACGUGACGAGAGAUGUCGAUGAGUUCGAUUUCUUCUGCUUCGUCAAAUCUUUAGGAUACCAAAUCUACAGAAACAAUAAUGUCAACUUCAUGCAAUCUACACCAGUUAAUUCUGCCCAUGAUGCACCUUCUACAUUUUUGGCUUAUGGCGUCUCCACUUGGGGGAAAGCUCUUCAAAUUUCAAAGUCAUUUGUUGGGUCCCAGUCAUAUUUAUUAGAGAUUCGCAGCAUAAUUGAAGCGUUAGUCUUAUUUUGUCAUCCCCAAAGCAGUCACCCACGAGUGAUGGCUUAUGUUCUCAGGGUAUUGGAGACAUUUUCACCUGAAAGAGUGACAUUCUUCUUGCCUCAGUUGUUACAAGCACUAAGAUACAACGAAGGGAGGUUGGGUGAGACUUGUGUUCCUGAUUUGGAAAAAAGAACCCCAUCUGCCACAAGUAGAACGUUUCAAGCACUACUGUCGGAGGAAAGAUGGGCUGGCACCGAUGGGAGUAUAGUGCCAAGUGACAAUGUUGACUCCCUGCAUGUCUUAGACGAGGUUGCUAAUGCUUCGUACAAGUGGCAUGCAGAUGCGCAUCGUCACCAUAUCGAGUUUGAGGUAGGCGAUUAUGUGUGGGUCGUAAUGACGAUGGAUAGAUUUACUGCACAUGUGUAUUCCAUGAUAUUGGCCCGUAAAAUUAGUCCAAUUGUGAUUAUGGAGAAAAUAAAUCCAUAUGCCUAUCACCUUUGUUUUCCUUCGCACAUUCGCACAUCUGAUGUCUUCAUGCAUCUGGUCCCUUUUCACGGUGACAAUUCUGACAAAGACGAUUGA
Messenger RNA from Striga asiatica, 999 nucleotides. The record is from the annotation of a GenBank genome assembly. Lineage: Eukaryota; Viridiplantae; Streptophyta; Magnoliopsida; Lamiales; Orobanchaceae.